This is a messenger RNA of Chenopodium quinoa (quinoa), 1443 nucleotides long. RefSeq lists its product as uncharacterized. The record is from RefSeq and is a predicted model, not a curated record. Bases 1 to 1443 code for a protein of 480 amino acids. The transcript is spliced from 7 exons. Lineage: Eukaryota; Viridiplantae; Streptophyta; Magnoliopsida; Caryophyllales; Amaranthaceae.
AUGAGGAAGUGGGAACCUGGUUUAGAUCUUUCUGAGGAUACCAUACUGCAGAUUCCAGUUUGGGUUAGGUUUCCUGACUUAAACCUGAAGUUUUGGAGUCAGGCUACUCUAAUGAAGAUUGCUGGUCUUGUUGGUAACCCGAUCAAAACUGAUAAGGCUACUGCUUCAAAAGAGUUAUUGGAAUAUGCUAGAGUAAUGGUUGAAGUUCAGGUGGAUGGUAAUUUUCCUGAGUAUGUGGAUUUUCUGGAUGAGGAGGGUAGAGUUGUUCACCAAGAAGUUGUGUUUGAAUGGAAGCCAGUGAAGUGUUCUAUGUACAAUGGUCUAGGACAUGAUGUGUCUAAGUGUCCUAAUCAUUUGGUUCAGGGGAAUAUACGUACUGCUAACAGGUUCUUGAAUCUUAUUGAGGAAGAGGUGGAUGAAGGGAAUAUGAUACAUAAGGGAGCAGGAGGGUUAAAUGGACCUGAAAGAGUAUAUGAUGUGCUCUGGUUCCUCAAGCACAAUCAUAUGGGUUUAUUUGGCCUCAUUGAAACCAAGGCUGUUUGUGCUAAUUAUGAGAAGGUGGAUAAGGGCAAGAUCUGGGUUCUUUGGCUUCCCAGCAUCUUUGAGGUGAUAGUGUUGAGAGUUGAAGUUCAGUUGAUGCAUUUAAGAGUGGUUCACAGGGCUAUUAGGUGUGUCUUUUUAUACAUGAUGGUUUAUGGCCUUAAUACUGCGAAGGAGAGAGAAGCUCAUUGUCAUCAGUUGAUUGAGAUAGCAGGUUCUAUUACGAGUCCUUGGAUAGUGUGUGGAGACUUUAAUAAUAUCCUUAAUCUUGAGUAUAGGCUGGGUUCUCCUUGUACCUUGAGGGAGGUAGAGCAGUUUAGGGAGUGUGUGGCUCAGUGUGAGCUCUUAGAAGCAGCUUUUGGUGGGGCUUUUUUCACUUGGAGUUUGAUGGAUCAUUGUCCCUGUAGCAUAACUCUAUUUGGGGAGGCUUGUGGUGGUAACAAACCUUUUAGGUUUUUUAACUGUUGGGUGGAUGCUCCUGGGUACUGGGAUGCUGUUAGCUCUGCUUGGGCUGUUGAGUUUCAGGGUACUGCUAUGUUUAUAGCUUUUAAAAAGUUACAGGAUGAGUUCAAGGUUGCUAUUGAACUUGAGGCUGUUCAAAAGAGGCUUGGUUCUGAUCCUUUGAAUGAGGAGAUUCUGCUUGAAGAAAAAUUGGCUGGGGAGAGAUAUGCUACUGCUCGGGCCAUCAAGUACAAGUUCAUGAAACAAAAGGCUAAGUUGCACUGGUUAAAGGAAGGUGAUAUUAAUUCAUCAUACUUCCAUGCUUGUCUACUUGGCACUUCUUCGCCCCCUUCUCAAGGUGUGCAUCAGGCUGUUAUCCUGGAAGGAGUUGUCUUGGACAAUGCUCACCAAUCAGCUCUGUGUAGGGAGUUCUCUGAGGAUGAUAUCAAGGCUGCCCUAUAG